CCUCAGUUGUGCUCCUACUCUAAGGAUAUACAGCAGUACCAGCAGUUCUUCUGGUGCUGAAUACAUUGAUUUUACCCCCAUUGGAUGCUGAUCAUACUUUGCAAGAUGGACAUAAGAGUAGCAAGCAUCUUCCUGCUCAUGGUGGCUUUUGCAGCUGCCCAUGGAGAACGCUAUGUGGUGAAGAAAUUGGUGAAGGCCGCCCCUCAGUACCAGCCCUACUCUGUGAAGAGCCAAGUGGUGUCAGUGGCAGGUGAGCCUGGAGCCCCAGGUGAGCCCGGCCCUGAGGGACCUGAGGGACCUGCUGGCCCCCCAGGUGAGAGUGCUGUCGGUCUGCCUGGAGCCGAAGGACCUGGUGGAGCCCCUGGAGCUCCUGGUCGCUCCAUUGCUGGCAAACCUGGUUCCCCAGGUGGAUCUGGAAAACCUGGCAGCAACGGACUUCCUGGUGACAAGGGAGACACCGGAGCCGCUGGCGCUCAAGGACCAAGGGGAGGCGCUGGAUCCUCCGGAAGCCCUGGACCUGCUGGCCUCUCUGCUACUGGCAAGCCUGGACCUUCAGGUCUUCCUGGACAAAUGGGACCCAGAGGAGCGUCUGGUCUGAAAGGACAUCCAGGUGUACCUGGCCUGCCAGGUUCUAAGGGUGAUAGAGGGGUGGGAGUUCAAGGAGCUCAGGGUGAGACAGGGCUCGAAGGAGCUGUGGGCGCACCUGGACAACCAGGUGAGGCCGGUGUUGGAAAGCCAGGAAGAAAUGGUAUGGCAGGUGAGCCAGGAAAGUCAGGUAGCUCAGGUAGGGAUGGUGCCGCAGGUCCCAUGGGAGCACAGGGACCCAAGGGACACACUGGUGCCACAGGUGUAGGUAUGCCAGGUAAAUCAGGUGAUAACGGUGCCCCAGGUAUGCCUGGUGCAGGUGGCCCUAAAGGCCACCAGGGACCUGCUGGAGCAACUGGUGCCCCUGGAGUCCCCGGAUAUGGAAAGCCAGGAUCUAAUGGAGAGAAGGGAGAGAGGGGAUUUACAGGUGCCAGCGGGUCCACAGGUGCCAAGGGUGAGAAAGGUCCAUCAGGAUAUACUGGUGCUACUGGUGCCACUGGACCAAUUGGUUCCGUUGGACCUCAGGGUGCAACUGGUUUCACAGGUGAGCAUGGCGCUGUUGGCUCCAAAGGUGACACAGGUGUGACUGGAGCUCAGGGAAUUAAGGGAAACAAGGGAGAUCAGGGAGCACAGGGCUUUGCAGGCAAGCAGGGUUAUCCAGGCGCAGCUGGUCCUCCUGGACCCAGAGGAGCCUCUGGACUCACAGGUGACAAAGGUCAUACAGGUGGCCCAGGUACCCCAGGUUCUCCUGGUAUUCCAGGCCCUGCUGGACCCAAAGGUCAUCCCGGUCGUGCUGGUGAGUCGGGUGCCUCUGGUUCUGAUGGUGCUUCAGGUGUCAGAGGACCUUCUGGUCCUCAGGGUCCUUCUGGUGCUUCUGGCCUUAAGGGACACCCAGGUCUGCCUGGUCCUUCUGGCCCUGCAGGUUUGUCUGCCAAGGGUGUCCCUGGACCCCAGGGUCCCCCUGGUAUGCCCGGUGAUAAUGGUGUUGAUGGAGAGGCUGGCCCUGCUGGUCCCGCUGGUGCUCCUGGUGCUCCUGGUGAGAUUAUGUUUGAGAAAGGCAUGGGAAUGGGUGAGAUUAUGGUCAAGUCCCCUAUGUCUGCUUUCACUGCAUCUCUGAUCACCCCCUACCCUCCUUCUGGCAGCCCUAUCAAGUUUGACCAGAUUGUGUACAAUGCUGAGAACCACUAUGACCCUGAGUCUGGCAUUUUCACUUGCACAGUUCCUGGAGUUUACUAUUUCUCCUACAACAUCCAUGUUAAUGGAGCUCAUGCUCUGGUGGGUCUGUACAAGAACGGCCAGCCUGUUAUGUUCUCUUAUGAUGAGUACAACAAGGGCUUCCUGGACCAGAUGUCCGGUAGUGCUGUCCUCCUGCUCGAUCAGCAAGACACAGUCUUCCUCCAGAUCCCCGAUGAGGAGGCCAAUGGUGUGUUUGCCGCCGACAAUGUGCACUGCUCUUUCUCUGGGUUCCUCAUUGCCUCAACGUGAUACGUUGAUUUAGUAGUUGCCAAAAUCCAACCAACUUAAUUUGUGAUCUAUUUCUCAAACUAAAGUAAACUCCCUGUUAAAAUGUUUCUCAACCAAACAGACAGGUAGUUCACCCUUCUUUGAGGAAUAGUUGCAUUUCAACUUGAAAACUACAAAAAAAAUAGGUGCUUAGAAGAAGGAAAACUAAUUUAUGAAAACAGGUGAUCAGGGAUGGGGGGGAAGUAAUCCACAAAGUUACCAGUGAGCUUCUGUAAUGGAGACAGCAUGUGAAAUGGAGGUGUUAUAAAUGUGUUGUGUCCUGACUUUUAUUUUUCCACUCUUUUCCUUUAAUACUGGUGAUACCUAAUUUACUGUUUGUCUGUUUUUUCCUUUUUUGUACCUCCUAGUUUUGUUUGUGUGACCAAAAAUCUUAAGUAAACAAAUACUUUCUGUGUAACAUGUUGACAUGUAACUCUUAUCCUUGUAUGUGACUUGAAUAUUGUGAAAUGGUAAUGGUCAAAUUGACCGUUAUAAGGAAAUAUGUCACCAGAAUACUGUCAGACAAACACAACUACCAGCAACAUCGUUAUAUCCCUGAACAUGCAUUAUGUCGUGUAAAGCAUAAUGACCUAAAUAAAAGUUGUCUAAACCAA
Trematomus bernacchii (emerald rockcod) is the source of this 2702-nucleotide messenger RNA. RefSeq names its product collagen, type X, alpha 1a (gene col10a1a). The record is from RefSeq and is a predicted model, not a curated record. Bases 85 to 2070 code for a protein of 661 amino acids. The transcript has 3 exons. Gene Ontology annotation, molecular function: protein binding. NCBI's taxonomy places the organism in Eukaryota, Metazoa, Chordata, Actinopteri, Perciformes, Nototheniidae.